AUGAAUUAUAAAUUGAGCGCCACCUUGAAAGGUCAUACCCAGGAUGUUAGAGAUCUAGUAACCAUUGAUGACAAUCGCAUUGCAAGUGUCUCAAGAGACGGAACUCUCAGGGUUUGGUCAAAGACAAACAAUAAUCAAUGGGAUGACGGUACAAUUGUAUAUUCAGAUAAAAAUUUCUUAAAUUCAGUAACAUUUGAUUCAACUAAUAAUUUAAUAUAUUUUGGUGGUAAGGAUUCUUUAAUUAAUGCAAAAUACACGAAUUCAUCUUUAGAUGAUGAUCCAAUUAUUACUUUAAUUGGUCAUGAAGGUAAUGUUUGUUCAUUAAAUUAUGAUGAAAAAUCAAAUUUAGUUACAAGUGGUAGUUGGGACAUGACCGCUAAAGUUUGGAAAAAUGGUGAAAUGAAAGGAGAUUUAAAAGGCCACAAAGGUUCAGUGUGGGAUUCAGUCGUUUUGAGUUCUCAUGCUGAUUCCAAUGACGCACAUUUUAUUACUGUUUCGGCUGAUAAAUAUGUUAAAAUUUGGAAUAGUAAAAAUGUUAUUUUGAAUAAUUUCUAUAAUAUUCAUUCAGAUGUAAUAAGAAAAGUAUUACCUUUAGAAGAUGGUAAAAAAUUUAUAACGGCAUCAAAUGAUUCAUUUAUUAAAGUUGUUGAAACAGAAACGGGUAAAGUAUUGAAUACUUUCUCGGGACAUGAAAGUUUUGUUUAUUCAAUUGCUAGAAAUAAACACAAUGACGAUGAAUUAAUAUCAUGUGGCGAGGAUAGGUCUGUUAGAAUUUGGUCCCUAUCUACCGGUUUGGUGCAACAGGUAAUAAGAUUACCAGCUAUAUCAAUAUGGUGUAUUGAUACAUUACCUAAUGGUGAUAUAAUCGUGGGGUCUAGUGAUAAUACAAUAAGAAUAUUCACAAGAGAUAGUACAAGAGCAGCCGAAGAGGAAGAAUUACAACUAUUUGAAGAAUCUGUGUCGAAUUCUUCUUUAAAUGCCAAUGCAAUGGAUUUUGAUGAAUCAAAAUUAUUACCAUACGAUACAUUAAAUCUUCCAGGUAAAAAGGAAGGACAACUAAUAGUGGUCAAAUCACCAUCCACUGGUGUUAUUGAAGCUCACCAGUAUACACAGGGGAAAUGGGCUAAAAUAGGUGAUGUUGUUGGUUCAUCUAAUACUGGAAAUGACCAAAAAAUUGAAUUUGAAGGGAAAAAGUAUGAUUAUGUAUUCGAUGUUGAUAUUCAAGAAGGUCAACCACCUUUGAAAUUGCCCGUUAAUGCCAAUGAUAACCCAUACAUACUGGCCGAUCAGUUUUUAAUGAAAUAUGAUUUAUCUUCCACUUAUAAAGAUCAGAUUGUUAACUUUAUUAUUACCAAUACCAAUGGUGUUGCUUUGGAUAACACCGCACCACCUGAUCCAUCACCAAGCGCGCAUAUAGAUGAUAAUACUUCCAGGAAUGAUAUAAUUAAUUAUUUGGUUUUGCCUGUAAAAGAGUUCUUAUCUAUUUCAGCUUUUAAUCCUGAUACCAUUUUCAACGGUAUUGUUAAGUUAAACGCUGGACAGGAAAAAAAAGUUCAGUUUGAAGAUGACUUGUUGGCUGAACUUGGCACUGCACUAAAUGACAUAGACAAUGGAUGGGAGUUACUAUUAUCAAUUGCCAAUAGGAUUAAAGAGGAUUGGACCACGAAAAUUCCCUCGUUUGAUAUCAUGAGAAUAAUUGUUACAAAACUUCCCGAACCCGCGUACUUAAUGGAUUAUGUUAAAACAGGUUUAGAUAGUGCUGAUAUUAGAAUUUCUAUGCUAACUGUUCGUAUGUUAGUAAAUGCUUUUGGAAAUGAAAAAUGGGGGUUGGAUUUAAUGGCGUCCAAAGAUAUUAAAGAAAACUUAUUUGAGACAAUCGGUACUAAUUUUCCAACAGCAACUAUGCAACAGGCAUCAAACUAUGCUCUUUCAGUUUCUACCUUAAUUUUCAAUUACUCAGCAUUAUUAUCGAGAAAUAAUAAUGAAAAUAUCGAUUUAAUUCAUAUUUUAUCGGAAGCUAUAAAUAAUAAAUUUGCAAAAUUAGAAGAAUAUCAAGAUUCUGAGGAAGCCUGUUACAGAUUAAUUGUUGCCUAUGGUAAUAUGUCAUUAGUUGAACCUGCUUUAAAGAGUUUUGCUAGCUCAGUCACUUGGUUAAAUAAAGCAAAAUCCACUUAUGGAACAAUUCCAAGAUUUGAACAAAUUUUUAGAGACAUCGGAGUGUGA
Messenger RNA from Tetrapisispora phaffii CBS 4417, 2223 nucleotides. RefSeq names its product Doa1p (gene DOA1). The transcript has a single exon. Gene Ontology annotation, molecular function: ubiquitin binding. Lineage: Eukaryota; Fungi; Ascomycota; Saccharomycetes; Saccharomycetales; Saccharomycetaceae. Bases 1 to 2223 code for a protein of 740 amino acids. Gene Ontology annotation, cellular component: cytoplasm; nucleus. The record is from RefSeq and is a predicted model, not a curated record. Gene Ontology annotation, biological process: proteasome-mediated ubiquitin-dependent protein catabolic process; ubiquitin recycling.